AUGAAGUCGUCCCUGGCUCCUGGUAUACGGCUUAUUACGACCUUUUCUCGAGAUGCUUGGUAAGUUUUCUUGACUGUUCAUUCCCCCCCAUUGUUUAGCCGGUAACAGCACGCUCACCACAGCCCAGACAACAGCUGCUCGAACGUGUGUGUUCACCUAUCUCCCUGCUGUAAAUGAUUGGCUUAACCAAAUCAAUGAGCACAUUCUGUGAAUUCACAGUGAGGCCAGUUGACUCGGGUUCAUUAUGUUAUAACCUAAUUUCCCAAAUCUGCCCUAUCAGCUUCAAACUAUUUACCAACGAUCGGAAUCACUUGUUAGACUGGUUUCCUGCACAUUUGGGUGGUGUAGGAAGUACCCAGCGCCACUCUUAACCCCUCUUAGUCACUUUUGGACACAUAUUUGACCUUUAUUGAUUCUUCAGUCCACUAAUCCAGCAUUUAAGGAAUUUGCCAACAUAGGAGAAACUUGACUGUAAUACAUAUCAUACCCUGAUCUCAAUUUACUCGCUGUUAAGGGGUUUAAAGGAUCAAUCAAAACAGCUUUUGCAGAAAAUAAUCCAACAUUUGAGGAGCUUGCCAACCAUAAGACUCAACUGUAACAAUACAGUAUAGUUUAAUCUUAUUACACAGGUUACUUAAAGGUUUAGGAGAAAAUUUUAAGGAUUACUUUCAGCUCUUUUCUGGUGAUCUGGCAAGUUUGGGAACUUGUUCAAAUUGGGGAAAGGUACAAUUUGUCGAAGAAUUACAGGCUCUGAAUGCUGAACAAAAGCUUUUAAAGGUUUUGUAUUUUUCUUCUAGGACUCUAUUUGCUAAUAACAGUAACAUUGUAAAGAAAUUGAUGUAAAAUUUGGUCAUUUAUCAAAAAUAAUAGUAUUUACUUCACUGAAUCUCUCACAUCAGAGAGCUAUCCAUAGCUAUAUCAUUGUUUGUCAUAUCACUUUUGUACUUGAGCGAAGAGUUAGCAUAGGAAAACUACUCCAGACAGUAAUCAAUAAAGUUUUGGUCAGCAGCAAAUUCCCACAACAUAGAUCUGCUUGGACUGUUUAAUGUUUAUCUAUAAUAUCAAAUUAUCAAUUAUCUAUAUGUUUAUUACACUUUUGCACUGGUAGUAUGUCUAUCUGCACCAUAUUAAUAGGCUUAAGCUUCCAAGAAAAUAUUUGCCCCUGAAUGAUGUUGGUGUGAAGUAAGAAGCAUUUCCAGGAGUUCCAGCUCCACCGCAAAUGCUGAAAAGCUUCAGAGGAAUGAAUGGAUUGUGUUAAUUGAAACAGAGUCUUGCAGGACCCUGCUAUCUUUGUAGUGUAUGUGAUAGAAAAACAUAAUGAAGAGCUAAACAAGGUCAGAGUUUAACAUCAGGCUUCAGUGUGCAGCAGACACUGUUGGUACACCUGCACUGUCUAAUCUUAGUGAAAACAGCAGCCCUGCAAUAAAUUCUGACCAUGGGGUUCAAAAUGAUAUGUUGUUUGCUAUCAGUGUCAGAUAAGUGGAGAAGCAGUACCAAAAGUUCAAGUCUUCAACUAAUAGUACUGAUGUAUUACCAUUAUCAUGUUAUUAAAGUAGAAGAUGUGAAAUAGGUCACUAUUUUUGUUCCUGAUAUUCUUUCAUUUCGUGUUUACAACCUUAUAACUCGUUUAUUCUCUUAUUUGCAGGUACAGAAGUUUCAUUCUCUUUCUCACUUUCCUCUUCUACACCGCUUACCAUCUGUCACGGAAACCUAUCAGCAUUGUUAAGGUAGGUAGAACGGUUAAAUUAUUUUAUUCCUGCAGAUAUUUUUUUGAGGGAAAAAGAAACAGGUUGUUUUACUAUUAAGAUGCAUGUUAGAUUUUAGCAAGUAGGACAAAAAGUAUAAAGUAUGCUUGGUACUAUGGCUCUGUAAGCAGCAGAGACAUGUUACUAGUAAUGAAAGUGGGGUUGUGUUAUUGUGAAAAAUGAAAGGCACCUUAAUAUAAGUGUGACAUAUCUGUCUUCACUCACAGGUGUCUGCAAUCUUUUGUAUGCUAAUUCUAGCAUACAAACCUCAACUGACACUUCUACAAGUUUCAGAUGCUGAUAUGCUUUAAGUUGACCUAGCUGUGUAAUUUGCCUCCCCCUGUUUUUCUGCUUGAUACAGAGUCAGCUGCACAGAAACUGCUCAAAUGUCAUCCGGCCAGCAGACCUCAACACGACCGACAAUGAUACCUGGUGUGACUGGGCACCCUUUGGUGCGUAGUUAAAUUGUUGUGAAGCACGUUGUUAUGGUGUUAUUAGAGGCAUGUCAGGGGUUUUGCAUACUGUACUUAAAAAAUGGGAAACAACAAAGAUGCUCAUAAGUCAAAGAAAGAAAAUAAAAGUCCAGCAUUUAAUCCAGUUUCUGUUUUAUCUGUUUUCCCUCCAGACCAGGACAACUAUCAGACACUGUUUGGGGUCCUGGAUAACUCCUUCCUGGUGGCCUAUGCUGUUGGCAUGUUUAUCAGGUGUGUUUUUGUGUGUGUUCAUGGCAGACCUCAUCAUGUGCUCGUCCUUAUGUCUUCACUACAUUUGCUUAACUUAUUAUCGUAUUUGCAGUGGGAUCUUUGGAGAGCGCCUGCCUCUGCGGUACUACCUUAGCGCUGGGAUGCUGUUGAGUGGAUUGUUUACGUGUCUGUUGGGACUCGGGUUCUACUUGAAUAUUCAUUCAUUGGGGUACUACGCCUUCAUCCAGGUACAAACAUCCCUGUCACACACUUUCUUGUGAGAGAGACAUUUGCACUUACACCUUUCUUUGUAUUGUCACCACCAGGAGCUUUAGUGCACAUGUGAAAAACAAGGGGCCAAAUUUAACGGCCACAUCACUGGAAAACUAUAAUCGUCACACUUGGCUUGUUUUUUUUUUUUUAAAGAAAUGUUUGAUUUCACAAAACUGUUUCUGUUUUGGUCUUUUUUACCAUCUUAGAGAAUAUUAAAUAUUUCCAAAAUGUCAUGCUGUUCUUUCAACAAUGUAAGCAGAGUUGUCAUUCAGCUCUAUAGUUUAUCAGACUUUUACAUCCUUUAUUUUUUGUGUCCUUUCCCUUUACAUUUGAAAUUAAAUUGUUGUUUACCCAACCUUUUUAAAGAAUUAGAAUCAAUGUAAACAACCUCUGAAAGAUCCCAUUAGACAAAUAUACUGUUUACAACAAAAUCACAUUCUGGGGUGAAAGAAGGAAGCACAGAGAUCAGGAUGGACAUUUACUGCUGACACAUGAUGCUCAGUCAGCGAUACCAAGAAACAAACUAGUCAGUUUGUGGAAAAAUUAUCCACUCUCACUGCCUCAAAUACAGCAACACUUGGACAUGUUGGUUUCACUCUAGUUAGUUCUGGACUUGUAGUAUUAACACCCCUAAGCUGAAAAAGUAGCCACUCUGCUGCUGUGGCUUUCAGAUUACAAUCAGUUCCAGGCUGUUUCCCUGCUAUCAACAAUUGUUUUGUCAAAACAAUCACAUACAAACAUAAAUCAAAAAAAUGGCUUGAAAACCAACCCGCAUCUACACCAACCUUGACUAAUAAUAAAAAUAUAAAAUUAAAACUAACAAAUAAACAACAAAAAAAACUAACAAAUAAAAACCAGCAUUUGGACAGGUACGUCUUCAGAAAGGAUUAGAGAAGGCUAUGAUCAUGAAUCAUGAAUUUAGUACAGUACUUUAGCCCUAAAAUGUCAGCUGAGCUUCAUAUUGUCACGUGAUCUGUACUCAUGACAUGAUCCUUGUGGGUUGAAAAAUUCCCCACCAUGACACAAAGUAUUGUAAAGAAGCAUCUGCAUGUAUGUGUGGAGUAAAAACUGAUUUAUUGUGCUGAUUAACCCUUUAAAUCUAUUCCAGGUGAGAUCACUGUGAGCUCUCUGGGUCAGUACGGUCCCUGUGUAUUUCCUCUAACUUUAAACUAUAGAGAUCUCAUGGUGGCUUACUCAGGCUUUCCUUACACACAUCACAUGACUCACAGCUGCAUCUUAUGACUACAGGAGUGUGUCUGGGCUGAUUGAAGUUUGGUGCAGGAAUGUUAAGAAUCACUUCUCACUGGUCUCCUUUUAUUCUUUAUCGUCAGUAGAUGUUUACAGUCAUGCACAAGCAUUAAUAGGCUUUCACUCAGUUCUUUAACACAUGCUGGUUUCUCCGUCUCUUCUUCUUCAUCCUGUAGGUCAUGAACGGGCUCAUGCAGACGACCGGCUGGCCUGCAGUGGUGGCUUGUGUCGGCAACUGGUUUGGAAAGGGGAAGUGAGUACUGUGCGAUGUGCAUUGAGUUCCUGCUGACUCUGCACUCCUAGAUGUCUUUUUUUGUGGCUCGCUGACUCUCACACACACACGCACAUUUGUCACAUUUUAUCAACACAGAAACACCAAGCUCUGAUUUUCCCCAGACCACAGAUGUCAAAUCCAGAAAUUAAAUCCAAACUACCGCUUAAGUAUGUGUUAAAGCUCACUGCUCAAAUUACAACAUCAAGAGAAACACUUAGACUUACAGGACGAGGACAGUUGAUCUUGUCAACAACAAUUACCCACGCCCUUUUGAACGAGUUCCACCCUUUUUACUGUCUCUCUCUAAAGCAGUAGUUUGUGGUUACAUUCACAGUAGAAACUCACAGAUCAUCCAGAAAGUCAUGUUAACAUGCUCUGUAGUAACCUGGAAAAUUUUGGAAUCUGUGUUUACAUGAAGGUGGUCAGAAGAAAAGGAAAAACCAGGAGACAUUCAAAUUUUGACUUCAUUAUUUUCUAUCAUUUCUUUAAUUUAUUGACUAAGAUCGACAGUCAAAAUGAAUUUUGAGGUUUUUAUGUUUGGUUGUGCUCUCCAGUAGCCCAUUCUUUUAACAUUUAAACCCCUGCAGAGCAAGGUAACUAUGUUCUUCUGGCCCAGCUCAGCUUGAACUACCAUUCAUCUCAAUGUCAGAAAAUAAAGUGAAUAAGCACAAGUCAUGAAUUGUUGAAUUGUCCCUUAAAUAGCUGAAAACUCUACUUUUAAAAGAUUCUUUUCUUAACCAUGUGUUUUUCCCCUCUGUGUUAUCAUCAGGCGUGGAUUCAUUAUGGGAGUGUGGAACUCCCACACUUCAGUUGGAAACAUCUUGGGCUCCCUCAUCGCAGGAGCCUUUGUCUCCACAGCGUGGGGGAUGUCCUUCAUUGUCCCUGGACUUAUCAUCGCCUCCACCGGGAUCCUGUGCUUCUUUUUCCUGGUCGAGAGUGAGUUUCUGUCCAAAGAAACCCAGAAUUAAAUCCACAGCUCACAGGAAGUAACAGUUAAAGCUUGGAUCAUAUAGAAUUUGGAUGAUACUCUAAACAAAGAGUUGUGACCAUAGCUACAAGAUUUAAUAUCAAGCUACAAACAUGGGGCACUUUGCUUUAAAAGCAGUGUAUAAUAUGCGUAAAAACACAGCUGUGGGUUACCUAUGUUAUUUGCCUCAUUUAUCACAAACUCAUAUAUAAAGACCAAUGUUAGUAUGAAAAUUAAUCAUAUUUACAUGUCGUGACAUUUCUGGUCAAACCUGUGUACUACUUAAGUUCUCAGCUGGUGUAAAUCAUUAUUUUUGUUUACUUUAUUUUCCUCUCUCCUAUUUAGAACCUGAAGAUGUCAACUGCACGCCCCCUCAGCAUCAUGUGAGUUUAAAGCAGAACCAACCAGCACUCUUAUUCAUUUAGAAAAGAUACUUAAACUCACACGUCUGUGUUCAUAUCAGACUGAACAGGAGAGCGGUGAGACCGAGCCACUCUUGCACUCUGCGUCCCACACCGACAGAACCAGCAAUGGUAACGGUGCCAUCACCACAGAGCAUGUGGAGGUUGUGGAGGAGCCGACCGAGGCCAUCAGCUUCUGUGGAGCUCUGAGUAUACCUGUGAGUGAGUGCAUGGGAUUUCUGCGCAAUUUGAAUUCGAUGUUUUACAGUUGCUUUUGGUGACAUUUCCAUUAUUCCUUAUUUUCUAUUUAUUCAAUUUUAAGAUAUAAUUGAUCAAAGAAAUAAUGAUGAUGAUAAUUAUGACAAUUAUGAUGCACUGUAUAUAGAUGACUGAGUGACAGAUGUACUGUAAGCCCAAUAUGUUAGGGAUUGCUGACUUUUACGCCCUCUGGUGGUGGUAUCGAGAAUAAUGCAGGCAUUUGGUUGUAUGUUUUCAUACAUAAAAGCAAGGAAAAUCACAGAAAUGACUAAAAUUGAUUUUAAAAAAGUCUGUUUUUUUUAAUUAGUAGUGUUUUUCCAAAUUCAUUUUUCUGAUGACACCCUUCUUUCCUUUAAAUUAAGAUGCGGCUGUGACACUGUUCUUAGCAGAGAAGUGGCAAUGUCUUUUUUUUUUAUCUCUUGCUGUGACUCUCAAACCGUUCCCUGAUAAUUAUGCUAAUGAAACCCUUUGGCACAGAUGGGUUCUUCAUGAUUUUUCCCUGGUGGUUUUUGUCUUUCACAGGGUGUGGUGGAGUUCUCUCUCUGCCUGCUUUUUGCCAAACUCGUCAGCUACACCUUCCUGUACUGGCUUCCUCUGUACAUCUCAAAUGUUGGUGAGUAUUUAACCUCAGUCUUUAUGUGGAGAGAAUCUUUCACAUACUCUUAAGUAAUUCACUUCAUUCAAAAACCUUUUCAUUGGCGUUCUGUUUCAUUUUAGCACAUUUUGAUGCGAAGGAAGCAGGUGACAUGUCGACACUAUUUGACGCAGGAGGGAUUGUGGGUAAGCAUCUCUUUCUGAUGUGGUUAUGACAUGAAACUUAAGUAAAUCUGACACACUCUGAGUGCUGUUAAAUUGAAGCAUAAUAUUGAAGCUGGAAAUGCCUAAAUCACUCAGGUGUCAGAACACGACUGAAUCACUUUUCCAAAUAUAAAACUAAUGACAGAAAAGCUUCAAUAUUUGAGUAUAAACCAGCGAUCUACCUUUAUAUCUUUGAAAGUCUCUGGUCUGUAAUAUCAGGGUGGGCAAUUUCAGAUUGUGGAUUCAAUGUUCUGGAAGUAGAAAUAAUCCGGUCAGUUCUGUCCAAGCCCGAUUAAGAGUGUUACGUUUAAUCUGAAAUGCUGGUUUCUGAAUGUAAAAGAAUAUUAUCUCUUUCAUCUGCAGGAGGCAUCAUGGCCGGCCUUGUGUCUGACUACACUGGGGGGAGAGCGACAACUUGUGCUGUCAUGUUGCUCACUGCUGCCCCUAUGGUGAGUAUCUGACACACAGUGAGUUAGGGUUCAGUCUGGUUUGGCUGAAGUCAUUGUUCCGAUAUUUUUAAGAAUAAGUAUACGAAGAACUUUAUUGAUCCCUGAAGGUAAAUUCAAUUGUCUGUUGUCUCAUGUAAUAUGUCUAUAAAAGUUAUCCAUUAUUUACAUAAGAGUUAUAAAGCCUGAUGGCUGUUGGUACAGAAGAUAAGAUAAGAUAAGAUAGAUGAAGUUUAAAGAAAUUCGCCUCCUGUAACAGUGUGCAGAGAAUGAAGAAAUGGGCUGAAGAAACCAAAGCGGUUUUUCUAUCAGUAAACAUGUAUCUGUCCUGUAAAAUGGGCAUUUUGAAUUUUCCUGCUUUUAACCAGUGGUAUCUUAAACGUCUCCUUUUCAGCUCUAUGAAUAUGACUUUCUAUUGACUGCUCUGUUUGUUUUACAGCUUUUUCUCUAUAAUCACAUUGGACAAAGAAGUCUUGGUACUACAGUAGGUAAGACUUAUUUACUGUACUUCAUGUUUGAGUAUUUUUGUGUUUUUAACAGUUAAUGGUUUUAAGCACUUACUCAGACUUUGGUCACCCUGGCAAUUUACUUCUAAGAGAUAGUAAAAACUAAAUUUUAUUCACUAAAAGGUUGGAUUAUGUCCCUUUAAUAUGGGAUAAUCUGUCAUAUUUCUUAUCUUGUUGUGUCCCUGAACAGCUCUUGACUCAUUCCAGUUGUGGUUGAACACAUGAGGCUGCAUCAAGCUUUAGAGAUAAAUGAGGAAGCUGCUUUAGUGAUAUUUUUUUAUGAAAAACAAAGAGACUCAGUUUUCAUCAACAGUCAAUUUUGCCAUUCACAGGUAUGCUGUUGCUGUGUGGAGGCCUGGUGAAUGGACCGUAUGCCCUCAUCACUACUGCUGUAUCUGCUGACCUGGUAAGACCCAAAACAUUGUGGAAAGCCCACCAUUUUAUGUCAGUGCCAGUGGACAUUGGUUUAUAAUGGGAAUUUCUGCUCCUAAAUUUCUUUUUGUAACAGGGAACACAUGAGAGCCUGAGAGGAAACUCCAGGGCUUUGUCAACAGUGACAGCAAUUAUUGACGGCACUGGAUCAGUCGGUAAGUUGGGGUGUGAAAACCUGAGACUCAGCACAGCUUUUUUCUGGGUCUUUUAUGAACGCCAAAUCCCCUGAAGCUCACCUGAUCACUCCUGCACCCACUCAGUGCCACAUAAAUCACAGUUUUUAGACCGUAGAGUUUUUGUAUGAAAGUGUGAAGUAGAUACGACAUAUAACCCCGAGGUUGUGAAGUAGAAAUGUCAAAUAUAAAUGUGCUUUUCAAAACACCUGUUGAUGAUGACGUGUUUUCUGUAGGAGCUGCUUUGGGUCCUCUGUUAGCUGGUGUGAUCUCUCCCACUGGCUGGAACAAUGUCUUCUACAUGCUCAUCUCUGCUGACGUCUUAGCCUGUGUGGUGAGAACCUCCUUGUUCUUACACUGAUCCCCCUCUUCAAUGUUUACAACCAGAGCAAUGCAAUGUGUCAUUACUGCAUACUGUGAUCACUUUUCACUCUAUUUGCAUGUCUUGACACACUUUUUUUUUGAUAGUGACACUCAGACUGACACUCUGUUUUUCUUUAGUUUUUGUCCAGGCUUGUUUACAAGGAAGCUCAGGGCUGGUGUGGACGUGCCCCCCGAGCCAGAGGGUGAGUCUCCCCAUUGGCUGUGGUGGGUUUAUGCCACAGUGUUGUCUGUAUACUUGUUAACAGUACUAGUUUAAUUUGUUCUUAUAUAUAAAUUGGUGUUUUACAUUUAUUUAUUAUAUGAAUUACCUCAUCAAAGUAUGCUGUUUCUUAAAGUCGAUUUACUUGACCUGAAAAACAGUUCAUGUUUGACACCAUCCGAAAAAAUAUGUUUGAUUGUGCAUAUCCAAUAGUCAUUUUCAAACCAGCUAACUUCUCAUUUUCCCUCUUUCUACUCCAGUUUCAAAGAAAUCUAA
Molecule: messenger RNA, 9063 nt
Organism: Xyrichtys novacula (pearly razorfish)
Lineage: Eukaryota; Metazoa; Chordata; Actinopteri; Labriformes; Labridae
Source: the annotation of a GenBank genome assembly